CAAAUUAUGGACGCAGGCAUAGAGACUCUCUUCAGCAAGCAACCAAUAGUAAUUGACAAUGGAUCUGGCAUCAUGAAGGCAGGAUUCUCUGGCGAUGAAAGACCAAAGAUGAUCUUCAACAACUAUGUUGGCAGGACUAAAUAUAGUAAACAGAUGUUGACCACUAAUGAUCUGGAUUUGUAUAUCGGCCCAGAAUGAGAGAAGAACAAGGGUCUGUAUAAGCUGACCUAUCCCAUGACUCAUGGCAAUGUCACUAAUUGGGACGACAUGGAGAAGAUAUGGGGGUAUAUAUUCAAGGAGAUGAAGGUAUCAGCAAGUCAACACCCUGUCCUGCUCUCUGAACCUAUUGAGAAUCCAAUGGUUAAUAGAGAGAAAACAGCUGAAGCUUUCUUUGAAGGGAUGGGUACACCUGCUCUGUACUUUCAGACUCAGCCAAUUUUGUCACUGUAUGCACAGGGAAAAACAACGGGAUUCGUUCUAGACUGUGGUGAUGGAGUCACUCAGUGUGUGCCGAUUGUUGAAGGAUUUGCCAUUACUGGAGCAUAUAGCAGAAUUGAUCUUGGAGGUAGAGAUAUUACUGAAUACUUUAUGCUUCUGUUGAAAAGAGCGGGUUACAACUUUCAUACUUCUGCAGAGUUCCAAAUUGUGAGACAAAUUAAAGAAAAGAUAUGAACAGCUACUACAAGUCCUUUUAAAGAAGAUGAAUAUAAGGAUCAUCUCAAAGGCACAAAUAUUGAAUACUUUUUGCCAGAUGGAAGCAUUCUGAAUCUCAAAAAUGAGCAUAUGGAAGCUCCUGAGAUUCUUUUCACUCCUCAGAAGAUAGGACUAGAGUAUCCUGGAAUUCCAGAAAUGUUGAUCAACUGUGUCAUGAAGUGUGACAUUGAUUUGAGAAAUACCAUUUUUAGCAAUUUAAUUGUCUCAGGAGGUACAUCAGCUUUGAAAAAAUUCGCAGAAAGACUACAUAAAUCAAUCACAAAACUCUCUCCAAAAGAUGUCAAAAUCAAGCUUGUUGCUCCUAAGAAUAGGGACAUCUCAACCUGGGUUGGAGGAUCAACCUUGUCAUCUCUCAAAGCAUUCAAUGACUUGUGGGUAACGAAGGAAGAGUAUAAAGAAAAAGGUCCAAAUGUUUUCAGAGAAUAUAUGUAAUUCAGUAGCAUUAACCACUCAA
Moneuplotes crassus is the source of this 1168-nucleotide messenger RNA. The record is from the annotation of a GenBank genome assembly. Lineage: Eukaryota; Ciliophora; Spirotrichea; Euplotida; Euplotidae.